AUGUUGCCAUCCUCUUCCUCAGCAUCAUCAUCUCCGAAUAAACAAUCGAUGGCCUCAAAAGAGGAAAAGAAAAUUCAAGAAAAUUCAUCCUCUAAAAAGACACUUUCAUCCAACAACAACAACAACAAAACCACCAACAACAAGGACAACAAAAAACAAUCCAAGUCCGAUCCAUCAUCCACUGAAGAAAACAACAACAAGGAAAAAGGGUUCAUUACCUCUCAAGCCAUCAUUAGCAGAAUUAAAUGGGAUGAGAAAUUUUCAACCUUUUUAGAUGAUUUUACGAUUGGAUAUUUGGAUCGAUUUGAAGGUUUAAAGACGACCACCAUCAAAGAAUUUGAAGAAUCUGAUGAAAUUCCAUUCCAUAGGAUUUGGUAUCUAUAUUUUAAUGGAAUUGUUAUUUGGGAUCGAGAGAAGAGAAUUGAUAAUGUAUCUAAGGGAAAAUUGGAACAAAUUAUUGAGGAUUAUUUUGUAAAGAAGCAUCAAGAAGAGUUGAGAACGAAAAAACAAAUGGAACUUGAGAGUAAACAAAAGAAAAAUCAGAAAAAUCAGAAUCAACUAGCGGUUGUGGCAUCCUCUUCAUCAUCUCAAGAAGUAGGCUCUUCUACAAGUUCAAUUAUUCCAGAAGAAAUGGAUGAUUGCAGUGAAGAAGAAGAUGCCCAUUCGUCAAGUGAAGAAAGCGCCUCAGAUGAAGCAGAAGAUUUCAAUGAAGAGGUGACCAAUGAUGCCACAAAUUGUUUAACAAGCGAGCAAAUUUUAGAAAAUUAUGCAGCUCAGUAUAGAAAUAACAAGAAGCUUAAAAAAGUAUUGUUUUCAAAGAAUAAGACUCGAAAAGUUCAAAAGGAAUACAUUCCUGACGAUGACUUGGAAUUGUGGCUAUUAGAACACAACGAAGAGAAUGAAGAUUUAGUACUACAAUUUCCAACACAUAUUUCUCAAAGAGGAGGUCACUAUCACAUUAUCUUUGAUACUAGAAAGAAAUACGAUGAAUAUAUCAAUUCUUGGAAAAGCGCCAUUGAGAAGAACCAAAAGUUUUAUGUUGAAGAAAUGAGAACGAAACAUGCAUUCAGACUCUAUGUCGAUAUUGAUAUCAAAACUACAAAAUCAAACUCUCCAUUCGAUAUUAUCAGCAAUGGUUGGAUCAAGCUCAUUCAACAAUUUGCAAACGAUUAUUUUAUGGGAAAGGAAGACAUUACAUUAGUUGUGACUGAGUGUCACAGUAAUUGGAACGAUAAGAAUACCAAAUCAGCUCGAUUCAAGUCAGGAUACAGAUUAUACUUCCAUGAAAUCAUUGUUGAUUAUGACAAGUUUUGCGACUUUACUUAUCAACUCUCCUACUACAUGAUGGAUAAGAUUGGCUCAUACGAAAAUCAGCCUAUGGAUUGGUCAUUCGAAGAUGUGAUUGAUCUUAAAUCAUGCAACCAUCCCCGAUGUAGAAUGUUUGGAACAACGAAAUGGAGACGUGGUCACUUACUACCGCGAAUUUACCAAUUUUCUGGUAUCUUUGGUAAAGAUAUGACAUUAGAUGAGAAAAAGACACAAGAAUUGAAGAAUAAUCUUCGUGACUUGUUAGUGCUGACCUCUACUCGUGUAGAGGAUCCUUUCGAUGAUGAUGUCGAAGGUCAGAAGUAA
Molecule: messenger RNA, 1632 nt
Organism: Naegleria fowleri
Lineage: Eukaryota; Heterolobosea; Eutetramitea; Acrasida; Naegleriidae
Exons: 1
Coding region: 1-1632 (543 amino acids)
Source: RefSeq, a predicted model, not a curated record